GUGAGCUAAACAUGUACGAGAAGAUCGUGAUAGGUACGGGGGCGGGGUGUCUGGGACUACUCACAUUCGGACUACUUCUGAUCUGCUGCUGCUCCUAUAUACACAACCAAAACCAGAAAAGAAAAGCAGCGAAUCAGAGAUCUUAUUCACAGUUUGAUCCGCCCCAGAAAGAUCAUCAGUACAGUAAUGACUACAUCAGACAGAGCGGUCCCUACGCCGACAGGAUAUCUCCUGGGGACGGGUAUAAGAGACCACAAGGUGUUAUAGAUGAUCCGGGUAGUUAUCACGUGUACACCGGAAGGAAGGGAGAGACUGACGGGAAGUCAGCAUAUCACUAUGAAAACCGAGCUUUCGAAUCUCAGGAUCAGAGUUAUAACAGUUUACAUCGGAAAGAUCCGCCAUAUUGGUAAAUAAACAAUGUC
Saccostrea cuccullata (small rock oyster) is the source of this 422-nucleotide messenger RNA. RefSeq lists its product as uncharacterized. The transcript is spliced from 3 exons. Bases 12 to 410 code for a protein of 132 amino acids. The record is from RefSeq and is a predicted model, not a curated record. NCBI's taxonomy places the organism in Eukaryota, Metazoa, Mollusca, Bivalvia, Ostreida, Ostreidae.